This is a messenger RNA of Penicillium cataractarum, 423 nucleotides long. RefSeq names its product RAN-BRUMA GTP-binding nuclear protein RAN/TC4. The coding region runs from base 1 to 423 and encodes 140 amino acids. The record is from RefSeq and is a predicted model, not a curated record. Gene Ontology annotation, molecular function: GTP binding; GTPase activity. Lineage: Eukaryota; Fungi; Ascomycota; Eurotiomycetes; Eurotiales; Aspergillaceae. The transcript is spliced from 3 exons.
AUGCCUUGUCAGACCAGCUUCAAACGAAAACAUCAGACUGGCGAAUUCCCCGAGGGCUAUAAUCCUACCAUGGAAGUCCAGGCUCACGCGCCCCCGUGGAACACGACUGCUGGAUAUCUGGACAUGACCUUAUGGGAGAUCCCCGACAGCACUGAGCUGUCUGCCUCUAGCUACGACGCCCUGAAACACGCCGACGUGGCCUUCAUUCUGUCUGAUGCGUGCAACGAGUCAACUUUGAACCAUAAACUGCACGAUGCCACUCACGACUCCCUGCCUAUCGUAAUGUGCGGCAACAAGGCCGACAAAGUUGAAGGAGGUCCCUACAGCAAGCCAGAGUUAAUUCAGCAUGAGUACUACGACACGUCAGCCGAGACCAACUUAAAUCUGGAUGAGCCAUGGUUUACAUAUUCCGGCAACUACUAG